AAAUGUAUCUGUUUGUUAUUUAACGGCUAACGGAAGAGCAGUCCAAUCCUUUUUAAUCUCCUCAAGUCAAAAUCAGCCAAUUCGCGCGAUUUAAUUCGCUUUUCCGCCAAUUGAGAGAUUUUAUUUUCCUUUUUAAUUAGGUUUUAUCCUCCUAAUUAGCGUUUAGAGCGAGAAAAAGCAAUUGAACUGUGAUCGAUCUAGUCCUUUCAGUUGAUCCGUAGAUCCCUAAUUUUGAGAGGAUAUGGCGAUCCUUUUCGCGCUUGUGGCCAGGGGAUCGGUGGUUCUGGCGGAGUUUACUGCGACGGCGACUAACGCCAGCGCCAUAGCCAGGCAGAUACUGGAGAAGAUACCAGGCGAUAAUGACAGCCAUGUCUCUUAUUCUCAAGAUCGUUAUAUAUUUCACGUCAAACGUACCGAUGGCCUCACUGUCCUCUGUAUGGCCGACGACACCGCUGGAAGAAGAAUACCUUUUGCGUUUCUUGAAGACAUUCAUCAGAGAUUUGUGAGAACUUAUGGCCGUGCUGUCCAUUCAGCCCAGGCGUAUGCCAUGAAUGAUGAAUUUUCAAGGGUUUUGAGCCAACAAAUAGAGUAUUACUCAAAUGAUCCAAAUGCAGACAGGAUAAAUAGACUAAAAGGUGAAAUGACUCAGGUGAGAAAUGUCAUGAUUGAGAAUAUUGACAAAGUUUUAGAAAGAGGAGAUCGUUUGGAAUUGCUGGUUGAUAAAACUGCUAAUAUGCAAGGGAACACCUUCCGUUUCAGAAAGCAAGCUCGUCGUUUCAGAAACACAGUAUGGUGGAGAAACGUCAAGCUCACGGUUGCCUUGAUAGUCCUCCUCUUAGUGAUUGUCUACGUUGUACUGGCCUUUGUGUGCCAUGGACUUACACUACCCACCUGUCUGUAGUGACAGCAAGCAUUGAGUGAGAUUCUGGCGUGCUCUGUGCCCUUCUUUUUGUUGGAAUAUGAUAUUUCUAUUUAAGCUUCCUUUGCUGUAAGUUCUAUUAGAUUUUUUGCUUGUGCAAUAUGACGUGCUUGAUUGUCUGUAUAGGCAUAGUUACAGCUUCCGAUUGUAACAGUGCCUCUUGUUGAGACAAAUGGCUUGAGAUUGAAUGCCUACUAAAGCAUUAGCUUGACUUGAUACUUAUUGUGGGAUAAUUUUUUGGUGUAAAAUCCGUAAGGCGUUGUCUUUUUUUA
Messenger RNA from Manihot esculenta (cassava), 1191 nucleotides. Its product is annotated as vesicle-associated membrane protein 711. Gene Ontology annotation, cellular component: membrane. The transcript has 4 exons. Bases 242 to 901 code for a protein of 219 amino acids. The record is from RefSeq and is a predicted model, not a curated record. Gene Ontology annotation, biological process: vesicle-mediated transport. Lineage: Eukaryota; Viridiplantae; Streptophyta; Magnoliopsida; Malpighiales; Euphorbiaceae.